Messenger RNA from Vigna umbellata (rice bean), 1672 nucleotides. RefSeq lists its product as uncharacterized. Gene Ontology annotation, cellular component: vacuolar membrane. The record is from RefSeq and is a predicted model, not a curated record. NCBI's taxonomy places the organism in Eukaryota, Viridiplantae, Streptophyta, Magnoliopsida, Fabales, Fabaceae.
AUGGAGAACUCUGAAAAUUCUAGUGUAGGUUUCGAUGAUCAAGUGAAUGUAUCGGGUACACCAUACUAUACCCCCUAUCCGAAACACUGUUGCUGAAAUCUGGCCUUUCAACCAGUCAAUAUAGAGUUUUCCCCAAGCUCUGGUGGUGAUAGUUCUGUGGCUUCUAUGAAAGAGGACUCUGGAUCACCUUCCUCUUCGUCCUCGUCAUCUUCAGAUCAGGAGCAACAAAUUCAUGUUGGGGAGGAAAAAACAGAUGAGAUAUCCUGGGAGACGGAGAGUAGAAGUUAUGAUGAAUUGCUUAAGGAAUUCCUCAAAAAUGAGGAAGAGCUGAAAAUUUACUUUAAACUUAAGAUCUCAGAAGAAGAGAUUGACAAGUUGAAAAUUCAAAUUGAAAAAAGUGAGGUUCAGCUUAAUAAUGCAUUGGUAGAAUCACAAGUAAAAGAGGAAAAUCUUAAGUAUGAAAAAGAACAUGUGCUGGAGUUGCAGAAAAAGACCACUGAUUUGGAGACACAUGUUUCAGAUUGCAGCCUCAAAAUUGAGAAGUUAGUCGCACAGCUAAAGCUUGCUGAAGACCUUAAGAUAUCAUAUGAUGAAAUUGCUAGAUUAAAAGAGGAACUUAAUAGCAGGACAUCUGGAACUCGGGAGCUGGAAGGUCAGCUUGAAGUAGCACAGCAAAAUGUGGUCACAUUAGAAUGCCAACUUGAUUCAGAGAGAAAGAAGAUUCGGGACUUAGAAGACAGGCUUACAUGGUACAAAAAUAAUGAAACCAAUAAUGAACUUGAGGUGCAGAAAUUGAAGGCGGAAAUGCUUGAUGCCGAAGCACACUUCUCAUUGGUGAAAAAUCAGAUGCAUUCUGAUAUUGCACGUUUAUCAGAGGAGAACAUACAACUGGGCUCUAGACUUGAGGAAUAUGAAUCUAGAAGCCUCAUGUUAGAAAACAAAUCAAGGCAAAUUGAAGCUGAAAGACAGAAAAUGGAAGAGCAGUUUGUUUCCCAACAAACUGUUUUGCAUGGUGAAAUCGGUUGUUUGAAGGAAGAACUUAAUCAGAGAAGAUACGAAGUUGAAGCUGUGAAUAGGGAAUUUGACCAGCACAAGCAGAAGUAUGAUAUGGUCAUGACCGAAAAAGAUGAGGCCAACGCUAAGAUUCAUAACUUAAUGCUGAGACAACACAUCGAGGACAAUCAUAUGCCUCAACAUGGAAAGAGAGCUAAUCCAGCUACGCGACAAAAGGUGAGCUGAUCAGAGGAUCUGCCUGCUACACUGAAUGUGGUAAAUGAGGUUGAAAUGAAAGUUGAUGAGCUGAAAAAGAGGUGACUCGCAAGAAUUCUGUGAUCUCUGAAAGGGCGAGGAGAAGAGGGAGGCCAUCCGGCAACUAUUGCUUGUUCAAUUGAGCACUACAGGGAGUGGAUAUAAAAGAACUUCUUCAAGCAUAAUAUGGCUGGGAAAAGCGUCAUUGCAGUUGCAGCCCCGUUUCCUAAAUUUACAUUCACCCAUGUCUCCUCAUUUUAUUUUUUUCGAUUGUAGAUCUUUGCCUACAUAAAUUUUGUAUGCAGUUCUCUUAUUCUGUUGAGCAUCUAUAAUUACAAAAGUAUUGUUUUCCUAUCGAACUAGGUUCAAAAAACACUUACAUUGGUAGUUGAUGUGAUGAAAAUCACUAUGUUCAUUUCUUGUA